UGUCGCGAGCCGAACGUUUUCUUCUCAUCGUAGGACGGAUGUCCAGGGAACGCAGCCUCACGUCGAGCGCGAAAGCUCGAAUGGAUCACGGGAGCGGCGUCGGCGUCGGCGUCAGCGUCAGCGUCGGCGCCGAUAAUCGAGGCGCCGUCAACCUUUGUGCAGGCGCAACGUUGAUGAAAAGUGUCUCGAUCUUCUUGAUGAGCGGCCGUAAAGCCUCCGUCAACAGCAACAGGCAAACUUCCGGCAGCCCGAAGCACGAGCCUCGAAGAAAACAUCGCAGAAGGAUGCCAGUCGCGGGAAUUACGAGAAGCUCGGCGUACACGGCCAAAUUGAUCGAAUCGUUAAAGAGGAAAACCAGAUUCUGCUGGUCGGAAUUGGACAAUUUGUGCAAGCUGUACAAAAAAUUGACUACUUCUGGACAGCAACAGGUUGGACAAUCUGGUAUUAUCGGGAGGAGGACUCAGUCAAAUCAAACUAUAGAGGGUAUCGACAGGGUGAUUUUCCGCGAGUUGCUGCACAACACGUUCAAGGUAAUCACCGAAGACGUGUUGGUGGAACGUAUGUUCUGUUGCUGGGAUCGAGAAAACGAAGGAAUCAUCAGGCUAGAACCAUGGAUCAUGGGACUGGAUCUGUAUCUUCGUGGUAGUCUACGGGAAAAAAUUGAAUUUUGUUUCAAAGUCUAUGAUUUGAACAACGAUGGCUUCAUUACGAAAGAUGAGAUAUUCCAAUUAUUCAAGAAUUGUUUAAUCAAACAGCCAGGAGAAGAGGAUCCAGAUGAGGCGGUGAAAGAUUUAUCUGAACUAGCGUUAAAGAAGCUGGACGUGGAUCGAGACGGGAAAAUCUCUUUUCAGGAUUACAAGGUAGCUGUGACGGAGGAACCUUUGCUGUUGGAAGCUUUUGGGCAAUGUCUGUCCACGGAUGAGAACUGUGCCGCUAUUCUAGCUUCGCUACGAUCAUAAGAUAAUGCGUUGAUCAGAAAGAACGUUUUGAUUUUGGAUACACGUUACUGGUAGCUUUACUGGAAAAAUAAUAGAACCACGUUAAUUGUAGCGAAGAGUAAAAUACACCGAAAGAAUUCGUAAUCAUGGCACCUGCCGUUUAUUAAAAACAAAUUCGAUAGUAAUCGUAAUUAUAAACAAUAAUAAUAUUAAUAAUAAUAUAAUAUAAUAAUAUAAUAUAAUAAUAUAAUAUAAUAAUAAUAUAAUAUAAUAUAAUAUAAUAAUAAUAGCAUAAUUACAAAAUACGAUCGAUCUGGUUUUCUUAUAGCGUGUUUGCUGAAUCAGUCUUAACCCUCGGAUUACCAAGCAUCGAAAUCACUCUUCGAUCUUUUCCCAUUUUUCGUAUCUUGAUUUUCUUUUCUUUUUUUUCUCUUUUGUGAUUCUCACUGAUCUCACCGUUUGGAAAAUAUCGACUGAACGCGCUCGAUCAUCGAUCGAUAAUCCGAAGGCUAAUUUAAACUAUGAAACGUUCUAGAGGUAUGUUACAGUGAUGUAAGGGGUUUCUUCUUUAUUUUUUAAUCGAAAAAAUUGACUUCUCUGCACGCGCAACAAAAUAUCGGCUCUCGUCGUCGCGGUACUUCCGGUUUCAGGGACCCGUGCCGCGACCUCAAGGUUCCAUCUUUCUUUAUUUUCACGGAUAUACUCGUGUAUCUUUGUGUAUAUAUACUUUUUUCUUCAUUUAUUUUAUAUAUAUACUCUGUUAUAUAUAUAUUCUGUAAUAAUUAAUAUACACGCACGCGCUCGCGCGUUCACAGGUUGCAUCGUGAAUCGAUUGCGGCUUCUUUGUACGAUAUAAUCACUGGAACAGGGGUUGAACGAUUCAAUUGUACCGAAGGCAAUCGGAUUUUUAACGAAUAAUUAUAUAAUUAUACUUUAUAGAAAGAGAAAGAGAGAGAGAGAGAGAAAGAGGAAGAAGGAUGAGGAAGGGUAAUUUUUAUUCGCAAGCUCGAAAACAGAAAGUAGAGAAAUUCCUUGAAUUUAGCUUUACAGGCAUUUGUACAUUGAUCCUUUGUGCUCUAGAGUUUGUAUAUUUCCAUCAUAGAAUUUCUAUUCCACGAGGGAAUGCAAAGUUUAUAUAAAUUUAUUCGAAAAAUCCGAUUUCUGCCUAAAAUGUAAUAUAUUUUGAACAUAUGAAUCUUACGUAUUAUAGUCGUGAAUCCCGAUUUCCGAUGUACCCUGUGAACACCGGUGUUCAUAAACGCGCUCCACGGAAACGAGCGGGACUUUUAUGCGCGAAUAAAAAAUAAACGAUCCACGUUCGUUUCGUUAGAGUGCUGAGAUCUGCUGAGGGUGAGUCGAACGACAUUCGUCCACUGUGACGUGAAACUAGCAGUCAGAUAAAAUACUAUUUCGUCUUUUACGUACAUAUAUAUAACAUAUAUAUUCAUACAUACACAUAUGAAUAUGUAUAUAUAUAUAUAUAUAUAGUCAACAUAUUUAUGUAUUAUACGUAUAUUAAUUCAUCAAAGUGGGAAUGACGAUUAUUUUUCUACUUGUUCUUUCUUCAUCGUCACUAUGGUUCUGCAUUAUAAUCCUUGUUUAAACGUUUCCUAUCGUGUAACUCUUUUUUUUUUUUCAACACUGAUGUUUCGCAAAUAUGCUCAUUUUUAUACGUUUUUUCCCAUUUUUUUUCCUUUUUAUUUUGACUGUUUUUCUACAUUCUUCUUCACUACUGGUAGCGUUUACUAUUAUUUAUUAAAGCGUUUAAAAACUUCGAGAUUCUACGACGAAGAGAAAGUGUGUGUGUGUGUGUGUGUGUGUGUGCGCGUGUGUGUAUGUGUAUGUGUAUGUUGCAGCACUCUUGAAACGGUAUGUAUGUUAGCCCUUUGAAAGUUAUAUGUCUCGUGGUGGCAUCCAGCCGUCAAAAUAGUAUCUUACCCACUUCUAGAAACUAGACAACGAAGGUUCGAGGAGGAUAGACGCGUUUUAUUCCGGUUUCUUUCUUUCCUUUCCAUUUUUUUUUUUCUUUCUUUUUAGGCACUUAAACGUCGGGAGUAGUGUGGGAACCUUAAGGUGGAGGUCCAUCGAACGCCUGCUAUUUGCUAUUUACAGUCUUGAUUGAGACGCGUGUUACAUCUUCCAGGAGGAAUUGUGUUGCCGACGAACGGCACGUCGCGUAUCGUACGUAUGAAAAAUUUUGUCAUUCGUUGAAGAUCGAAUGAAGAAAAACUUGUAAAUUUUUACAGUGAAAUGGUACGUAUUCGUGUGAAUCGUUAUAAUUUGUAAAUAUAAGAAAUUAUGCAACGAGGAAUUUUUUUUUAAAUCUGUCAUAGUCAGCUUUGGGGUUCAAUGGUACAAUUAAACUUCUAUUUGUAUGCUUCCGUGACAUAUUGUUAGGGAAUUCUUUUGCGGACGAUACCGGGAGUGCCAUUCGUCUCGAUGGAAAAGUAACUGCCUGUACGAUAUCUAGCUAAAAAAAUAAGCACGGAAAAAAACAAAAAAAUAAAACAGACGUACCAAUAACUCAACGACAUUUACAAAUAAUGUAAAAUUUGUUCUGCGUAUGCCCGACGAUUGAGGCCGGACACAUGUAGAAUUAUUCGUGUCACAUUUGCACGCAGACACAUCACAUUUACACAGACACACACGUACGCACGCACGCACCUACGCAUACGAUAUCGUGCACUAUAUCAAAAUACACUUACGUCACCUACAGAGUAAUCGAUUCUUUAUAUAUAUAUAUAUUAUAUACAUAUAAUAAUAUAUGAUAUAUAUAUAUAUUAUAUAUAUAUUAUGUAUAAAAAUCAAAGCGCAUAUUACAACGGUGAUCCGCGACCGCGCGAUAAUUAUCAAUUAAUAGCAAUUAUUUUAUAAACAAGAAUCAGUAUCCGACGAUAAUAAACCAUAAUAAUAGUAAGAAUAAUAUUAAUAAAACAAAAAAUUUAUAGUAAUCAUUAGUACAAUAUAUGUAUACAUAAAAAUGGCAUUAUACUUUUUUUUUUUAUUCUUCUUCUUCUUCGUUUAUCAUAUUCCCUGCUCUUCGUUAUCUUUAUUCAUCGAUUUAGUCGAUCCUUACGCUUGAUACACACGCAUAUAUGUUAGGUAAAUAGUUAGAUCGUUGGACGCAACUUUAGCAUUUUGCAAUGUGCGCUCUUAAUUGUUCGUAAAAUAUUGGUAAAACGCAUAAGAACAAUACAUUCGUCAUAAACGACCGAGGAGAUCUCAAUUUCUCUCUUCGUCUGCUCUCAAAUUUUGCUAAAAACAUAGAAAUCAGCCUUCAUAGUGAGAUUCGAAAAUUCGUCACAACGACAAUACUUUGGAAAAGUAAUUUAAUUAAAACGAUAGACUCACGAUUUUCAUUCAGAGCAUGUAAUUUUAAAAUUUCGCUUAAUAGCUCGUUUAUUAAACGAUUCAAAUCACGGCAUAUAUUUUAUUAUAUAAAAUUAUUAUAUAAAAUUGAAGUAUUUUAGAUAAAAUAAAAAACAAAUUUCCUUGCAGACUGAUAAAGUUGCUCCAACCGAAGGAUUCGUUAAACAUCCAGUAUAUAUUCCGUCGAGACGUGCGAGUACACGCGAGCACGUCGCAAAUUAAAGACUAGCAAUUAUGGUUCUCUUACAGAACUACGCCGUAAUUAGAUAAAAUCGUGAUGUCCGCUUACGCAGCUGAUUAUCCUACAAGUAUAUUAAUGAUAAAUUCUUUUCUUUACUAAAAUAUAAUUAUUAUAGUAUUCUGUGUUCCGCCAGUGAUCGUUUCUUUUUUCCUGUCUAUUUUUUUAAAUAAUAUCUAAUCGACGAAACUGUGGGAAUUCGCACGACGAUGACGCUACAUCAAAAGAUGUGGCUAGUGAAUAUUAAAUGCUAAGAGAAUGUAAGUGAUUGAUAUAUAUAUA
This is a messenger RNA of Bombus pyrosoma, 4827 nucleotides long. RefSeq names its product EF-hand calcium-binding domain-containing protein 1-like. Lineage: Eukaryota; Metazoa; Arthropoda; Insecta; Hymenoptera; Apidae. The transcript is spliced from 5 exons. Gene Ontology annotation, molecular function: calcium ion binding. The coding region runs from base 39 to 959 and encodes 306 amino acids. The record is from RefSeq and is a predicted model, not a curated record.